Molecule: messenger RNA, 1351 nt
Organism: Eutrema salsugineum
Lineage: Eukaryota; Viridiplantae; Streptophyta; Magnoliopsida; Brassicales; Brassicaceae
Product: probable sucrose-phosphatase 1
Exons: 9
Coding region: 80-1351 (423 amino acids)
Biological process (GO): sucrose biosynthetic process
Molecular function (GO): sucrose-phosphate phosphatase activity; magnesium ion binding
Source: RefSeq, a predicted model, not a curated record
UCUGCGCUCACUCUUUUCUCUCUCAAUAUUCCUCACAAAGCAAAGCUUCUUCGAUUCCUCAGGAUCGAUUUUAAAAACCAUGGAGAGGCUAACAUCUCCUCCUCGUCUGAUGAUAGUCUCGGAUCUUGAUGAUACAAUGGUCGAUCAUCAUAAUGAUCCUGAAAAUCUCGCUCUUUUGAGGUUCAAUUCAUUGUGGGAAGACACAUAUCGCCAUGAUUCUCUUCUUGUUUUCUCAACUGGAAGAUCACUAGAGUUGUUCAAAAAACUUAGGAAAGAGAGACCAUUGUUAACUCCUGAUGUUAUCAUCACCUCUGUGGGAACUGAGAUAGCUUAUGGUAACUCCAUGGUUACUGAUGAUACUUGGUUUGAAAUCAUGAACCAUAAAUGGAACCGAGGAAUUGUAGAAGAAGAAACCAGCAAGUUCCCUGAGUUAACUCUUCAGAGAGAAGCUGAUCAGAGGCCAAACAAGGUUAGCUUUUUCAUUGACAAGAGUAAGGCUCAGGCAGUGACCAAGGAGCUAUAUCAGCGGUUAGAGAAACGUGGGUUGGAUAUCAAAAUCAUUUUCAGUGGAGGAAGAGCUUUGGAUGUUUUACCAAAAGGAGGAGGAAAGGGACAAGCUCUUGAUUAUCUUCUGAACAAACUCAAGACUCAAGGAAAAAUUCCUGUUAACACUCUUGCUUGUGGGGACUCUGGAAACGAUACUGAACUGUUUACUAUUCCUAACGUUUAUGGUGUCAUGGUAAGCAAUGCUCAAGAAGAGUUGUUGGAGUGGUAUGCUGAAAAUGGGAAAGAAAAUUCAAAGAUAAUCCACGCGAGUGAGAGGUGUGCGGGUGGGAUUAUACAAGCGAUUGGUCAUUUUAAACUCGGUCCAAACCUUUCUCCGAGAGAUGUUUCUGACUUCUUAGAAUGCAAGGUGGAUAAUGUGAACCCUGGUCAUUUGGUUGUGAAGUUUUUCUUGUUCUGUGAGAGAUGGAGACGAGGUGAAGUUGAGAACUGUGAGACAUAUACAGCAAGCCUCAAAGCUUCAUGUCAUCCUGCUGGUGUCUUUGUUCAUCCAUCUGGUGCUGAAAAGUCUCUCAGAGACACUAUUGAUGAGCUUGGAAAGUAUCAUGGAGACAAAAAGGCCAAGAAGUUUCGGGUUUGGACAGAUCAGGUUCUUGCAACAGACACUAGUCAUGGGACUUGGAUAGUAAAGUUUGAUAAAUGGGAACAAACUGGGAAUGAAAGGAAAUGCUGCACAACAACUGUCAAAUUCACCUCAAAGGAGAACGAAGGAUUUGUGUGGGAACAUGUGCAUCAAACAUGGUCGGAGGAAUCAGAGGUGAAGGAUGAUAGCAACUGGAUCAUCUAA